GAGGAGGCGAGGCAGAGCAAGCCGAGGGAGUGCGUGAACCAUGGACAAAUUGAAGUGCCCGAGCUUCUUCAAGUGGAGGGGGAAGGAGAAAGUGACGGCUUCAUCUGAGAACUUCCAUGUUGGUGAAAAUGAUGAGAAUCAAGACCGUGGUAACUGGUCAAGAAAAUCGGAUUAUCUUCUAUCUAUGGUUGGAUAUGCAGUAGGAUUGGGAAAUGUGUGGAGAUUCCCAUAUCUGACCUACAACAAUGGCGGAGGUGCCUUCUUGAUACCUUAUGCAAUUAUGCUAGCAUUGGCUGGUUUACCUUUGUUCUUCCUAGAGUGUGCACUGGGACAAUUUGCUAGCUUAGGUCCAGUUUCAGUUUGGAGAAUUCUUCCAAUGUUUCAAGGUGUGGGAAUUACAAUGGUCUUCAUAUCCAUUUUUGUGACAAUCUAUUACAAUGUGAUAAUUGCCUAUAGUCUUUACUACAUGUUUGCGUCUUUUCAAAGUGAACUACCAUGGAAAAAUUGUUUGUCUUGGUCAGAUGAAAACUGUAGCAGAUCACCUAUAGUAACUCAUUGUAAUGUGAGUACAGGAAUAGGGGAGAUCAUCCAAAUGAAUAAAAGUUGGGUAGACAUCAACAAUUUUACCUGCAUCAAUGGCAGUGAAGUUUAUCAGCCAGGGCAGCUUCCCAGUGAACAAUAUUGGAAUAAAGUGGCACUCCAGCGGUCAAGUGGAAUGGAUGAGACUGGAGUAAUUGUGUGGUAUUUAGCACUUUGUCUUCUUUUGGCUUGGCUCAUAGUUGGAGCAGCACUAUUUAAAGGAAUCAAGUCUUCUGGCAAGGUGGUAUAUUUUACAGCUAUUUUUCCCUAUGUGGUCCUACUGAUCCUGUUAGUACGAGGUGCAACUCUGGAGGGUUCAUCUAAAGGCAUUUCAUACUAUAUUGGAGCACAGUCCAAUUUUACAAAACUUAAGGAAGCUGAGGUUUGGAAAGACGCUGCCACUCAGAUAUUUUAUUCCCUUUCAGUGGCUUGGGGUGGCUUAGUUGCUCUAUCAUCUUACAAUAAGUUCAAUAACAACUGCUUCUCUGAUGCCAUUGUAGUUUGCUUGACAAAUUGCCUCACUAGUGUGUUUGCUGGAUUUGCUAUUUUUUCUAUAUUGGGACACAUGGCUCAUAUAUCUGGAAAGGAAGUCUCUCAAGUUGUAAAAUCAGGUUUUGAUUUGGCAUUCAUUGCCUAUCCAGAGGCUCUAGCCCAACUCCCAGGUGGUCCAUUUUGGUCCAUAUUAUUUUUCUUCAUGCUUUUAACUUUGGGUCUUGAUUCUCAGUUUGCUUCCAUUGAAACGAUCACAACAACAAUUCAAGAUUUAUUUCCCAAAGUGAUGAAGAAAAUGAGGGUUCCCAUAACUUUGGGCUGCUGCUUAAUUUUGUUUCUCCUUGGUCUCGUCUGUGUGACUCAGGCUGGAAUUUACUGGGUUCAUCUGAUUGACCACUUCUGUGCUGGAUGGGGCAUUUUGAUUGCAGCUAUACUGGAAAUAGUAGGAAUCAUCUGGAUUUAUGGAGGGAACAGAUUCAUUGAAGAUAUAGAAAUGAUGAUUGGAGCAAAGAGGUGGAUAUUCUGGCUAUGGUGGAGAGCUUGCUGGUUUGUCAUUACACCUAUCCUUUUGAUUGCAAUUUUCAUCUGGUCAUUGGUGCAAUUUCAUAGGCCUGAGUAUGCCGAAAUUCCAUACCCUGACUGGGGAGUUGCUCUAGGCUGGUGUAUGAUUAUUUUCUGUAUUCUCUGGAUUCCAGUUAUGGCUAUCAUAAAAAUAAUUCGGGCUAAAGGAAACAUCCUUCAGCGCAUUGUAAGUUGCUGCAGACCAGCUUCUAACUGGGGUCCAUACCUAGAACAACAUCGUGGGGAGAGAUAUAAAGGCAUGGUAGAUCCUAAAAAGGAGACUGACCAUGAAAUACCUACUGUUAGUGGUGGUAGAGAACCAGAAUAA
Cynocephalus volans (Philippine flying lemur) is the source of this 1960-nucleotide messenger RNA. It is a transcript of the gene SLC6A14, whose product is annotated as solute carrier family 6 member 14. NCBI's taxonomy places the organism in Eukaryota, Metazoa, Chordata, Mammalia, Dermoptera, Cynocephalidae. The record is from RefSeq and is a predicted model, not a curated record. Gene Ontology annotation, molecular function: glycine:sodium symporter activity. The transcript is spliced from 14 exons. Gene Ontology annotation, biological process: glycine import across plasma membrane; synaptic transmission, glycinergic; sodium ion transmembrane transport. The coding region runs from base 41 to 1960 and encodes 639 amino acids. Gene Ontology annotation, cellular component: plasma membrane.